AUGGGUACUGGAAAGCCAGACUUGGCUGCCUAUUGGCCGAAGCCCGAGCUGAACCUGCCUUCGCCAUGGAGCCUCCCCCUCACGAUGCUUGCUACAGGUAAAAUGGUUGCCGUUGAAUCUCUAAGCAGGGACUCCCAGAUAUUUCGGUACCAGAACUGGUCUGGUCAAAUCCAGAUACCGAUUCAUACGCCAGAGUGGUUGACUAAUGUCUUCCCUAAUAUACUUGACAACUUACACGCCGGGGCCUUAUCGCUAGAUCUCUCUCGCUUCCACUUGGGAGGUUCGUUAACUACCGAGGAUUGGGAAGACCAAUGGUUUACUAUUAUCUGCGAUCCCCACUUCAGUUACGUCCCCUGUGGUCUAUCUGGCGAAGACGAGGUGGAAUAUAAACGUCUGGCAUGGAUCCAGGACGAUGCCCUCACGCCUAUUUCUGACCGUACCUGCGCCGACUUAUCUCCUCGUUUCCCGAUAACUCCUCCGUUCGUAACUUUCAACGGGUUUGUCGAUACCCAAAAGUUCCCCCUUGCCGAUGAUCCCUCCGUUGGUCUCGAUGAAAUAACCAGGAACUCGUCAGCCGUCUUCAGGGUGUGGUCUAGAUUUACUUCUACAGAGGCUGCUUAUACCCCCAAAACUGGAUGGUAUGCUAACUACGUUUACGCGAUGCUUCCCAAAUGCAAAGCACAUAUGAAGAAGAAGUGCGAGGAUUACCGCGUCGAGACAACACCAUUUCGCAAGCAUGGAAAAAAAGCCUAUAUUACUGGCUAUUUCCAUGGUUUCUGCAACAAGAAUACCGUCUUUACCUCUGAUUAUCCUUAUAACCCCCUUGAGUUUGUCCUACUCAUCGAGAUUAUCAAAGUUGACUGGGCUGCUGGGGAGCCUAGGCAGACCGCAGCCUCGCGCGAUCCGUUUUCUACGCCGUCAAAAGGAGAUAUGACUGAACGUACGAAGGGAAAAUUCAAGUUCGAUCCUCUCGCACAGAUGUCUGCCGACGCGAAAGUGCCUGGGCCUCUGUUUAAUAAUGGUUCACAAGCCUCGGACGCUAUUGUCGAUAAUGAUGAUCCGUUUUCUGUUAACGGCCUCCGCGACGUCGCGCCUAUUAAUAUAAAGCGAUCCGGAGAGGUAGAGACUAUUGAAGACAGCAGUGAUGGGGCGAGUCUAACGAAGCGGCCUAAACGGGGCAGUUUGCGUGGGAGGAAAUAG
This is a messenger RNA of Colletotrichum truncatum, 1200 nucleotides long. RefSeq lists its product as uncharacterized. The record is from RefSeq and is a predicted model, not a curated record. Lineage: Eukaryota; Fungi; Ascomycota; Sordariomycetes; Glomerellales; Glomerellaceae.